This is a messenger RNA of Rhopalosiphum maidis (corn leaf aphid), 1395 nucleotides long. RefSeq lists its product as uncharacterized. The transcript has 2 exons. The record is from RefSeq and is a predicted model, not a curated record. Lineage: Eukaryota; Metazoa; Arthropoda; Insecta; Hemiptera; Aphididae. Bases 219 to 722 code for a protein of 167 amino acids.
UCGGCAGGCAACAGUACACCGUCGUACGCCACACCGAGCACAUUACCCGCCGUCGUCGUCGUCGUCCUUAUCAUACACCACAGUAUAUCUCAUCAGUGUUAUCAUCGUCGUGUCGUCACUACAUUAUUAUUAUUACUACUGUUAUAUCGUCGUUCGUGCGUUAUCAUUCGCAUAUUAUAUUUACUUCCGGAUACCUACGCAUAAAACCAGUGAUAAAAAUGGCUUAUCUUUCAAACAGCUUCGACUUCGAACACUUGCAAAACUCGACCAACUGGGAGGCCGUCCACAAGAAACGGUCUUUCGUCGCCCGAAAAAUGCACAAAAUCAACAAGACUAUCAAACCGAUACUGAGAGCGUUGUGUCGCCGUAACACCGUGACUCCAGCCGCUCAACAAGAUGGUUCGGCACUGGACCCCCGGGGCCUGUCACCCGAAGAAUUGGAAAACUUGCAGAACGAGUACAUCGAACGCAAACUGUCGCAGGCGAUCGUGUACGACGAGGACGACUACUACUCUGACACAAUCAGCGUCGAGUCGGGUCUGGGCAUGUCGUUCGAGGAGCUCAGCCGUCCCGCCGACCGCAGACAGCUCGUGUCCCUGUUGCCCGAGGCCCGAUACUACAUGUCUCGCGAUUUCUGGUUCGAAUCGGACUCGCGCACCGCCGGCCGACCGUCGUUCACCAGACAACAGACGCCCCAGAGGCAGCAGCCAUGCAGGUACUGAGUGCAUUGAAUCGCUCUCGUCCGUAUCGUCCGUCCACCCCCGAAAGUCUUUCACUUUUUGCUCAAAACUAAAUUCUCUCUAUAUAUAUAUAUUACAUAUUACGUGUAUAUAAUAUGUGUGUUUGCGUGUGUAUUUUUAUUUUUAUUUUUAUUUUAUAUUUUUGUGGUAUCUUUAAUACUGGGAUCUCUAAACAGUGUAAACCAUUUUUACCACCUGUAAACGUGUUCGUAUAAUAAUAUAUUAUAUAUCGAUCGCAUUAUUGAUCAUAUCGAUCGGCGAGUAUAUAAUAUUUAUGUAUACAUAUAUAUUAUUAGAUUUUUUUUUUGUUUGUAUGAUAUUAUAUUUUAUCGUCUUGCGAUUCUUUACUUACAUACUGAUUAUCAUUAUAAUAUAAAGAUUUUUUUUAUAUAUACUUAAGAUUUUUAACAAUUAUAUUUUUUAUUUUUUAUUUAAAAAAAAUAUUUGUACAAUAACGUAUUACGAAUUUGUAUGUAUACAAAACGCUGUCGUAUGCAUUAUUAUAUUUGUGAUAAAUAAUUGUUUUUUCAACAGCGAUUCUGUGAUUCAAUUUUAAUAACUACAGCUAUUCACAACGGACUGUAGUUGUUGACUGAUAAUGUUUAUAUUAUAUUAUAUUGUGUUCCUUUGUUACAAAUAAAAUUGAAAAAAAUUC